This is a messenger RNA of Cygnus olor (mute swan), 5167 nucleotides long. It is a transcript of the gene GFRA4, whose product is annotated as GDNF family receptor alpha 4. Gene Ontology annotation, molecular function: glial cell-derived neurotrophic factor receptor activity. The record is from RefSeq and is a predicted model, not a curated record. The transcript has 7 exons. Lineage: Eukaryota; Metazoa; Chordata; Aves; Anseriformes; Anatidae. Gene Ontology annotation, biological process: nervous system development. Bases 1 to 1251 code for a protein of 416 amino acids. Gene Ontology annotation, cellular component: signaling receptor complex; external side of plasma membrane.
AUGGCGGAAGCUGUCAGCUCGAGCAGGGACUGCCUCCAAGCAGGCGAGUCCUGCACCAACGACCCCAUCUGCAGCUCCAAAUUCAGGACCCUCCGGCAAUGCAUCGCAGGCAACGGAGCCAACAAGCUGGGCCCCGACGCCAAGAACCAGUGCCGGAGCACGGUGACGGCCCUGCUCUCCAGCCAGCUCUACGGCUGCAAGUGCAAGCGGGGCAUGAAGAAGGAGAAGCACUGCUUGAGCGUCUACUGGAGCAUCCACCACACGCUGAUGGAAGGCAUGAACGUACUGGAGAGUUCUCCUUACGAGCCAUUCAUCAGGGGCUUUGAUUACGUCCGGCUGGCCUCCAUCACGGCAGGCUCUGAGAACGAGGUGACCCAGGUGAACCGCUGCCUGGACGCUGCCAAAGCCUGCAAUGUAGACGAGAUGUGCCAGCGGCUGCGAACCGAGUACGUCUCCUUCUGCAUCCGUCGCCUGGCCCGGGCCGACACCUGCAACCGCUCCAAGUGCCACAAGGCCCUGCGCAAGUUCUUCGACCGUGUGCCGCCCGAGUACACCCACGAGCUGCUCUUCUGCCCCUGCGACGACACGGCCUGCGCCGAGCGCCGGCGGCAGACCAUCGUUCCCGCCUGCUCCUACGAGUCCAAGGAGAAACCCAACUGCCUGGCGCCCCUGGACUCCUGCCGGGAGAACUACGUCUGCAGGUCGCGCUACGCAGAGUUCCAGUUCAAUUGCCAGCCGUCCCUGCAGGCUGCGAGCGGCUGCCGGCGGGACAGCUAUGCUGCCUGUCUGCUGGCAUACACCGGCAUCAUAGGCAGCCCCAUCACUCCCAACUACAUUGACAACUCGACCUCCAGCAUAGCCCCCUGGUGCACGUGCAAUGCUAGUGGCAACCGGCAGGAAGAGUGCGAGAGCUUUCUGCGUCUCUUCACUGACAACAUCUGUCUCCAAAACGCCAUCCUGGCCUUUGGCAAUGGGACCUACCUGAACGCAGCUGUGGCCCCAUCCAUCCCCCCCACCACACAGAUGUACAAGCAGGAGCGAAACGCCAACAGAGCUGUGGCAACCCUCAGAGAGAACAUCUUCGAGCACCUCCAGCCGACCAAGGUGGCCGGAGAGGAGCGGCUCCUGCGGGGCUCCACUCACCUGUCCUCAGAGGCCUCCAGCCCAGCAGCUCCGUCCCUCCGGGCAGCCUCCCCGCUGCACUCAUGGCUUCUCCCCACUCUGGCCAUGCUGAGCCUCCUGGUGAUGUGAGGCAGGGCGGGCACACGCCAGGCAGUGACUCUCUUUGUGUUGGUUUCUCUAAAAAAACAACCAGACAAGUAACUUUUCUUGGGGGGUGGGCUGGGGAGGAGGGAGGGGAUGGGAAGGAGAGGUGAGCGUGUAGGCCCUUCCUCCUCCUCGCCCGUCUGCCAAUUUCUUUGGUUUUAUACAAUCAGCAUUGUCAACAACCAGCUCAUUCUUGGUCCUGGCCACCUUUCACCCCACAAGCUCGGUUGUUGUCUCUCCAGCUCCCUGCGGAUUGGGGUGGAAGCCACAGACAAUUCCCUUGGAAAAGCUGAAGGAGAGAGUUGAGUCAAGAAAUGAGAGCUGCAGAGGAAAAGCUUUUGCCUGCCCCAGCCAAGAGGGGAAAGACUUUUGCUGGCUGAGCUGCCAGGAGGUUUCCUGGAGCCCUGCCUCAUGGCAUGGGGCCCAUGGCAGGACAAGUCAAUGAUGUGUGGUUCAGACCAUCUCCAGGGUUGGGUCUGGGACCCAAAGGGCAGCCCACCUGGUUCGGAGUGAAGACACCAGAGCUGCUGGUGAGAAGGUGGUUGGGCUUGUUCUCCAGAAAGGAUCCUGAAGCACCUUGGGGUGGUGUAAGUGGCCACACACCAAACUGGCUCCAUGGUCCAUCCAUCCAUGUGCAACAGGCAUGCCUCGAUAGCUGCCACCUGCCCCUCAGGCCCUCCUGUCUGGGAAACAUGUCAUAUACCAAUGGUGUUCAGGAAGAGACACGCGUGGUGUUUUGUUUAUGGCUGCCUUUCUUCAUGUCCCAACCCUAGCAUCGCUAUUUACUGAUCCCGUGAGGUGUUUGGGGUAGGUAUUUUUUCAUUAUGAAAGUCAGGGGCCAAUGUCAGCCCAGUCCGCGCCUUCUCUGUGCAGGGUAAAUUUGAUCCCAUGGAUAGGGCUCUAUAGGGGUGCAACACAGCCCAUCCUCACGAGCUACCUGAGCAUCAUUUGGUCUGGCAGAGAGACUUCACUUGGGGGACAUCAUUAUCUUUGCAAGGGAGGGAGAGGAUACAAGAGGUUUGCUAGCUACCACCAUGGGGACAGAAAGAUCCAGCCAGUCUCCAGAAAAGUCAAGGCAUAAAUCACAUCACCAGUAGGACUGCUGCAGUUCCCCUCCUUGAAGAGGUGCUGGAGGAACUCGCUUGUGUCCAGGUUGGCUCGUGAAGGACAAUGGCCCUGUCAAGUGUCAACUGCUGAGCCACAAGGUGGUUGAAGCCAAGGCUGGUGCUUGACCCACCCAGAGGGAGGGACGGUGAGGACAAACCUUGCCCUGGUUGCUCAGGGCACAAGAAGGCAAAUGUGUGGCCUUGGGGUUUGUGAUAGCUCGGGGGUCUUCCCCUGAGGAGGUGAGCUGAGGUCUCCCUGCGCCUUUCGGGGAGCUGAACCCCUUGCUAGAUCCAGCCGAUGAAGAAGAUGGGAAGGAAGGGUGGGAAGGUUUCCCAGGAUAAAUGCUUACCCAGGUUGAUGGCCACGGGGAGGCACAGGAGUAGCUCCAGGUUUUCCUCAUGAGCUUUGCAGCAGCCUGUUCACUCCUUGGUUUAUGCUUCCCCAAGGAACAACACUAGUCCUUUAUCAUAUGGAUGCAUGGAAAGCUUAGCAGCAGCUGGCAUGGCAAAGUCCAGUGCUUUUUAUUCCCAUUCCCUGCAGAACACUUUCCAUUGCUUUAAUACUUAGACUUCGCUGAGAAACUGCAAAGGUGAGAAACCUUUGGGUUUUGGUCCAAUAUAAGCCCAUUCUCGUUUCCAGAUGAACAUCUAUGGAUGCACAGAAACCCUCCUGGCUGCAUCCUCUCUGAAGGUCUGCACCUGGGAGGUCCUCGGGGCUGUAGCACCUGGCUGUCCUAGUCCAGGACCAUGAAAAGGGUCCUGGAAUAUGCUGAGAUCCAAGUUGUGCGUGCCAGGCACCAGGCUGAGCUGAAAUGUUGAAAACCUCCCCUGCCGGGACGCUCACCCAGUGCCAGAAAUGCAUCUGGGGAGGUCGUGGCACAGACCCCAAAUCCCUGACCUCCCUUCAGAGCAUCAUAGCCAGGCGCUGAGCUGCUGCAGAUAUUUCCCCCUUAUCCAGGGCAUCGGUGUCCCCAGCCAAUGUGUCUCCCCAAGGAGAGCAGCCUUCUGCUGCUCUCCUUGUCUGCCCUGCUGCUCCACAGUCCUGGCCUCAGCAAGGUGGGUCUCCACCAUCCUUCAACCUCCUUGCAGGGGCUGAGUCUCGGGGUGGGGAGGUUACAGGGGGUGGCUGCUUUCCAGGAGUGCCCCCUCCUGCAGCUCCACUCUUGUGUCUUAUCGCUGGCAGUGGUAUUGAAAUGCCCUUUCCUUUGCCCUUUCCUUCGCCCUUUCCUUCUCUGAUAAACAACCAGCAGAAGCAGACUUUUCCUAGUUGGCCAGGAUAGAUGGCAAGCCAGCUUCACCUCUCCUUUAACGCUGGCAAGCUGUGAGAUGCAGAUGUGGAGAACAUAACACACUGCUAGGGACGGAGGAGACCUCCAGGGGUCACCUGCUCCAUGGCCACGUCCCACGGCAGGAUCCUCUCCGUUUACACUUUCUGGCAGAUUUCUCUCGAUCUGUUUCUAACCGUUCCACUGACAGACGUGUUGGCAUCUCCUCUGGAUUUCUAUCACGCUUUAAAGACUUUUUAGGAUGUUAGCUGUCCCUAGGCACUGCAGGCCAAAGAGACUCUCGAUUCCCAUUGCGGGCUAUUCUCAUGUCCUCAGUUUUGGGAGGACGGCAGAAGUGCCCCCAGGCUGUGGAAGGCGACAGCCAACCCCCGUGGAUCGGAUCACGGAGACUUUGCUUGGGGAGGCUGAAAAAAUGGUAAAGGUCUGUAGGGAUCCCUGCCAAAACCAGACAGUGGGUUUGUGUAAAUGGGUGUCUGCUGGGGGGAGGGGGGGGUGUCUUCGUUGUGGUCUUGGUGGAGGGGUCUGAAAAGCAGAGCUGGUGUUGCAGGUCUGAAAUGGCCUCGUUGUCCUUGUCCUUUGCCCUGUGCUGGGGAUUUGGAAGCUGAACCCCCAAAGCCAUGCCCCAGGCCAGCUCCUGCUCCCCCUGGGCUCUGGGGAUGCUCCAAGAUGAAGCGAGGCAGGAGCAGCGAGCCUCCACACAGCAGGGAAAGGCCAGCGGUUGGGGUGGGUGGUGUUGUGUAGAGAUCAAAAAUAAAUAAAUCCAAAAACCUGCAUGAAUUUUCCUGACCAUUUCACCCUUUUUGCCAAUAUUUAAUGUCCACUCUUUUCCUCCAAGUGCAUUCACAAAUGAAAAUUUGCAAAAAAAAAGAUGUUUUUUGAGGAGUCCUUGGGGAGGUAGGAGACCUGAUUACAUCCCCCCAACAUGAGGGCACAGACCAUUUGUUUUCCCUUGUGAAAAGGGAAUUUUUUGGAAGAACUUUCAACUCUUUUGACCACUAAGAAGAGAACUCCGGAUCUUCAUUUUUAAGCUUCUUGACGGACCACAGAAGCCACAGCAGCUGUUUGUAAAGGGAAAGGACUGAGCGAGCCGAGAGAGACAGGGAGAUGACUUGUUAGGAAUCACUCCACACCUGGGGACUUCCAUAAGCACAAAGAAGAAAAAUGGGGGGAAAAAAAAUAAUCAACCAGCCAAACGCUCUGUAGCCACUGAACUCUCUUUCUGUGGCAUCGUUCGCAGUGGUUUGGCAGUUCCUCGCGUCCUGAAGGCCUGUGAGAUGUUGUGUGUGUACAAACACCACGUCGUGGUCAAAGCAAGAGCACGAGCAGGGAAGGAAAACGGUGCUGGAGCAAUAACCCCGCGGGUGGCAGGGUGAAACUGGUGUGUGUGCGCACCGAGGGGAGGAUGGGUGGUGUCUGCCUGUACGACCCGGGUAUAGCCUGUACUUAUCUCUUCUGUACAAGUCAAUAUUCAAACAUAUCCAUGAAUAAAGCACACAUGCAUUUUCCUGA